Messenger RNA from Equus quagga, 2111 nucleotides. RefSeq names its product DALR anticodon binding domain containing 3 (gene DALRD3). Gene Ontology annotation, molecular function: arginine-tRNA ligase activity; tRNA binding; ATP binding. The record is from RefSeq and is a predicted model, not a curated record. Gene Ontology annotation, biological process: arginyl-tRNA aminoacylation; tRNA C3-cytosine methylation. NCBI's taxonomy places the organism in Eukaryota, Metazoa, Chordata, Mammalia, Perissodactyla, Equidae. Bases 353 to 1981 code for a protein of 542 amino acids. The transcript has 12 exons.
AAAAUGGGGGAAAUGAGACGUUAUCAUAUAUAUGGAAACGUAGGACGUCAAUGAGAGAAAGAGCCCUGUCUGAGCCUCUACAGGGUCGCCAGGAUUCUUUCUCUGAUUGCUGAUGUGGGUGACGGCGAAAGAACCCUAGGCCCAGAGCGGACCCCGAGAUUUCGGGGCAGGGGAGGUGGGUCACGUGAAGGAAGCUCUGGGACUGCAAGUCCAAAGGGGCCGCCAUGGUUCUCUCCGGCGCACCUGUCCACUCAGGGACCACAGCCAGAUCCCCUUCCCGGCCAAUCGGUCGUCCCGGAAGUCCGACCUCCCGACAUUUUGCUUCCGGUUCCGCUCGCGCCUUCCGGUCGCCAUGGCGACGAGCCGCCUUGGGGUCGGGGAGACUCUGGGGGCCCUCAACGCCGCCCUGGGGCCGGGAGGCCCUGUAUGGUUGAAGGAGACGCGCGCCCGCCACCUCCGUGCCCGAGAUUUCCUGGCGCCGCGGCGCGCGCUACAGGCUCGCUUCGGGGAUGGACAGGUGCCCGAGCGUGUGGUCCAUGCGGUGGCCGGCCUACAGGGCCCCGGUGUGGCCCCAGUGCUGCGCUGCGCGCCAACCCCCGCGGGUCUGGCCCUCCAGCUGCAGCGGUCCGCUGUCUUCGAGCGCGUCCUCGGCGCCGUGGCCGCCUACGCCGCGCCCGCUGUGUCCGCCUCACCGGGCCCGCGCGUCAUCCUGCACUGCCCGGCGCUGCGCGGCGCGCCCUGUGCACUCCGCUUGAGCCAGCUGCGCGCCGUGCUCGUGGCCGAUCACCUGUCUCGAGCUCUGCACACUCACGGGGUGAGUGUGCGUCUAGUGCCAGCCGUGCGGGACCCGCAUAUGCUGACCUUCCUGCAGCAACUGCGAGUGGACUGGUCCGCUGCCUCGGAGACAGCUGCGACCGAAGCCCUGAGGAGCAGCGCAUUUGCUAAGCUUACCCCUGCCAAUGACAGGGGAGCCCUGCCCCUUGGCGUCCUGGGCAGAGUGUGCCUGAAGGAGCUGGUGGAAGAACGGGGACGCACAGCUGGCUAUGACCCCAAUCUGGACAACUGUCUGGUGACUGAGGAUCUGCUCUCCGUGCUGGCCGAGCUGCAGGAGGCUGUGCAGCACGCGCCUGAGGACAGCUCCCUAGGCCUGGCUGCAGCUCCAGAUGCUCAUGCAGAUAGCUGCAUGGUUGUACAUGUGGUGAGCUGUGAGGAGGAGUUCCAGCAACAAAAAUUGGACCUGCUUUGGUGGAAGUUGGAUGACCAGGCUCCUCUCAGACAGAAGCACCUGGUCUGUGGCCCAGUGAAAGUAGCUGGUGCACCCGACACCCUGACUGCCCCCGAGUACUACGAGCUCCGGCAUGCCCAGGUGUGCAAGGCCUCAGCACUGAAGCAUGGCAGGGACCUGGCACAAGACCCAGCCUGGACAGAAACCUUCGGAGUUCUUGCUGUGGCAAGCAUUAAGUUUGAGAUGCUCAGCACAGCCCCACAGAGUCAGCUCCUCCUGGCUCUGGCCGACAGCAGCAUUUCCACAAAGGGCACCAAGAGUGGCACCUUUGUCAUGUAUAAUUGUGCUCGUCUUGCCACACUCUUUGAGGGUUACAAGCGCAACAUGGAACAAGGUCUGUACCCCAUUUUUCCAGCUGUGAGCAGUCUGGAUUUCUCACUGCUACAGGAUGAGGGUGAGUGGUUGCUGCUCUUCAACAGUGUCCUCCCCUUCCCAGACCUGCUGAGCCAGACAGCAGCCCUGGCCUGCACAGCCCCGGGGCUCCACAUCACUGCACGCACAGAGAUGGUCUGCAAGUUCCUGGUGCAGCUCAGCAUGGAUUUCAGCUCAUACUAUAACCGUGUACACAUCCUAGGGGAGCCUCGACCACACCUGUUUGAUCAAAUGUUUGCCCGUCUGCAGCUUCUGCGAGCCGUGCGUAAAGUGCUCCACACUGGCCUGGCCAUGCUGGGUCUCCCUCCACUGAGCCACAUCUAACGCCACAGAGGCCCCAAUAUCUGGGAAUGUUCACAAAGUCAUCAACUAGAAAAAAAAUUUUUAAAAAAGAACAGGAAAAACCUACAGAUUUUGUUAGAGACCUAGAGCCAAAAUAAACUUUUGUUACAAA